Messenger RNA from Liolophura sinensis, 429 nucleotides. RefSeq lists its product as uncharacterized. The record is from RefSeq and is a predicted model, not a curated record. Lineage: Eukaryota; Metazoa; Mollusca; Polyplacophora; Chitonida; Chitonidae. The coding region runs from base 1 to 429 and encodes 142 amino acids. The transcript has a single exon.
AUGGUACCCGGCCUGUCUGUUGAAUCAUCCAUUGAAAGGUUAGAGAAUGUAUUUCUCAGACUUAUGGAUGCGCAGUUAAAACUUAAACCAUCCAAAUGUGUCUUCUUCCAAAAGAGUGUUAAGUUUCUAGGCCAUGUUGUGUCAGCAGAGGGCGUUCAGACUGAUCCAGACAAAGUUAAGGCCAUCCAAUGCUGGCCAACACCUCAAACCCCCAAGGAAGUUAGAAGUUUUGUUGGACUUGCAUCUUAUUACAAACGCGUUGUGAAAGGAUUUAGUGCCAUUGCACGAUCUCUCUAUAAUCUCACAGAAAAAGGUUCAAAGUUCACAUGGACGCUAGAGUGCGAGGCCGCCUUCCAAAAUGUAAAGGAGGCAUUGAGCUCACCUCCAAUACUGUCAUAUCCCCUUCCCGGAUUCAAAGUUCAUCCUUGA